Petromyzon marinus (sea lamprey) is the source of this 1526-nucleotide messenger RNA. Lineage: Eukaryota; Metazoa; Chordata; Hyperoartia; Petromyzontiformes; Petromyzontidae. The record is from RefSeq and is a predicted model, not a curated record.
AUGCAAUCUGCCAAGUGGAGUCGCGUGCUCAGCUUCAGCCGCAAUUGGCGGACCACGUCGUGUCAGAGCGGCCAACAACUCUCAGAUAGCCGGACUGAGCGCUGCCCACCCCCGGUGAGGCCGGACAACCCGAGGGGUUUGCGGCGAUUCUGUGCACGGCCUCGCGAGAGGGCGACUUCUUCACGGCGACCUCAUGGCGACUUCUUCACGGCGACUUCUUCAAGGCGACUUCUUCACGGCGACUUCUUCACGGCGACCUCACGGCGACUUCUUCACGGCGACCUCUUCACGGCGACUUCUUCACGGCGACUUCUUCACGGCGACUUCUUCACGGCGACUUCUUCACGGCGACUUCUUCACGGCGACCUCACGGCGACUUCUUCACGGCGACUUCUUCACGGCGACCUCACGGCGACUUCUUCACGGCGACUUCUUCACGGCGACCUCACGGCGACUUCUUCACGGCGACUUCUUCACGGCGACUUCUUCACGGCGACUUCUUCACGGCGAUUUCUUCACGGCGACCUCACGGCGACUUCUUCAUGGCGACUUCUUCACGGCGACUUCUUCAUGGCGACUUCUUCGCUGCGACCUCACGGCGACCUCACGGCGACCUCACCAUGGCGACCUCAUGGCGACCUCACCAUGGCGACUUCUUCACGGCGACUUCUUCACGGCGACUUCUUCACGGCGACUUCUUCACGGCGACUUCUUCACGGCGACUUCUUCACGGCGACUUCUUCACUGCGACCUCACGGCGACUUCACGGCGACUUCUUCACGGCGACCUCACAGCGACCUCACCAUGGCGACUUCUUCACGGCAACUUCACAGCGACUUCUUCACGGUGACCUCACGGCGACCUCACCAUGGCGACUUCUUCACGGCGACUUCUUCACGGCGACAGCAGCGACGUGGCGCCGAGUCGACACGUGGAGGGGGAAAGCCGAGAUACCGGGGAGAGAGACACCGCAAACUCCAAAGACACAGCAGUAGGGGUCAGCGUUCGGGAUUGAGCCCACGCUGUCCCGCAUACCAGGCGAGGUAGUUAACAUCUCGCCAAUUAUCCCGAAUGUGCCUGCACGAUCUCCACAAAUGGGUAGAACCACGAGUAGUCUGUGCCCACACGGGCGGUGGGGUAAAGUGUGGGUGCCCCCCUCCACCACCAGCACCAGCAGCAGCUCUUCCAGGACCAUUGGUGGACACGGCGGGGAUCCCAGAACAGUUCGUUGUGGGCCUCGGGACGAAUCUGAUGGCGAAUAAAAAUCCCCCCGACGAAUAAUAAUUCGAACUUUGAUCAGAUACCAGUGUCUGUCGUUUGAUGGCGCGAGUGCUUGGUGAUUGUCGUUGUUAUUCUGUUCCGUGCCGGGGCAAAUCCACCCGGGUUCGCUCUUCUUGCGUGAGACCGCAACAGCUUCGUGAUUCAGGAGCUCGAUGUGAAACGUCCAGUUCUGCUGCUGCCCACGAUGAGAAGGGCUUCAGCAGAGAGAGUUUUGUGUUCCUCCUCCAUUGAAGGUGCGCAGGCUA